AUGCCGUACGAGUCCAUCCUCAGGAAAGCACGCUGGGGAACAAAGUCUUCAGGACGACGCCCCCAAGAGGGAAGCGACGUGGAUCGACGCCGUCGUCCGGCCCUGCCACGGCCUAGGCUUUCACCCGAAAAACUAAGCUCCGGGAGCGCAGGAGGUCGAAGGCUCCAUGAAGGCCCCCAAGAGGAUAGCGACAUCCAUAGCUGCCGCGCCAUCAGCUUUCGCUCGGAGCAGCCGAACCUCCGCACUCCCACGUUGCCGAACGGAGAUGAGGGAGACCCACAACGCCGCCGGCCUGCGAACCACUGGCACAAGCACCUCCCACGCGGCGACGACGCCACACCACGUAGGACCACCAACCUCACCGCCGGCAGGAGCCGACCCCCAUCUCCACCGUGGCCGCCGCACCCGCCCCGGCCCUGGGCAGCACCACCGGCCGUCCUCCCCACGUUGCCGGAGAGGGACAGAGCUAGAGCCAGGGACGCAGCACCUCACAACGCGAGGCCAUGCGCGCCCCAGACACAACGCCCUGCCGCCGCGCCCGCCCUCCGCUGCACAGCCCGCCACGCCGCCAAAACGCGGCCCAGAUCGGGCCCGGACGGCCCGCACCGCCCGCCGCCAUCAACAGCAGCACCUCGACCCCGCACAGCCACCACGCGCCGCCCGCUGCCGGAAGCGCCGCCGCGCCUGCCGUCCAUCUCCUCGCCCGCCGCCCGUCGCCGCGCCCGCCACCCGCUGUCGCGCCCAAGUGAGCUCCCUCUCACCAGGGGCCGCGGGAGGGAAGAAGCCGCCCCGCCGCCACCUUCCCCGGGGUGCGCGAGGCUUUGA
Lolium perenne is the source of this 825-nucleotide messenger RNA. The record is from RefSeq and is a predicted model, not a curated record. Lineage: Eukaryota; Viridiplantae; Streptophyta; Magnoliopsida; Poales; Poaceae.